UAGUCAAGCCUCUCUGCAACAGGCAAACAAACAGGAGUCAAGUGGAGAUAGUUAUGGAUUAUUACAUCUGAUUACUUCUUUGACUUUUGUUGAUGAAUUUAAAAAUGGAGUGUGAUUCAGUGCAGUGUCCAAUUUGCUCGAAGGAAUUUCCUCAGGAAUCGAUUGAAGCUCAUGCUUCAAGAUGUCUUUUUCUGAAUGAAGCCCUCCCCGACAGCCAGGGAUGCCUUAAGAGACCUAGAUCUGAUAGUCAAUCCAAAAUGAAAAGCCCAAUCGUUACCAAAAAACCAAAAUCUAAGAUUAAGAUUGCUCAGCGUGUUCAAAGUAGUCAGAGUGUCUUUGGAUCACCCCUAAAUCAGGAUAAAAACCACUUGGAGGAUGUGAAAGAAACCACUGAAGAGAAAAAUGAAUCCCGUAGUAAUUCCGGAGCUUCGAAGAAGCUUCCAGAAAGUACAGCACCACUUGCCGAAAGAAUGAGACCCGCGAGUCUGCUAGAGUAUGUGGGACAAUCUCACAUUAUUGGACAUCAGAGUAUGCUGCACCAGCUGCUCUCCAAAGGUGAAAUUCCCAACAUAAUUCUGUGGGGACCCCCAGGAUGUGGCAAGACUUCCUUGGCUAAUGUCAUCGCGACAAUGUGCAAAAAUGACCCCAAGAAGAAAAUUCGCUACGUAAAAUUAUCAGCAGCCAUGUCCGGUGUUACUGACGUCAAAGAAGCCACGACAAUAGCCUCCAAUGAAUUAAAAUUUGGUCGCAGAACUGUCAUCUUCAUGGAUGAGAUCCAUCGCUUCAACAAAGCACAACAGGACAUUUUCCUACCCCACGUCGAGGCUGGAACGAUCACUUUGAUUGGUGCAACCACUGAAAAUCCAUCUUUCAGCUUGAAUUCAGCUCUUUUAAGUCGAUGUCGAGUUAUUGUCCUUGAGAAAUUAACCUUGGAAGAUGUUGUGAGGAUCCUGAAUAAGGCUGUGAACUCUCUGAGUGGAAUUGUCCACAGGGAGGGCCAGAAGGUUUACGAGGCGUUCAACGAAAUUCCCAAGUUCAUAAUCGAUGAAAAAACUAUUCAAUUCCUAGCAGAAACUUGUGAUGGAGAUGCUAGAAUUGCUCUGGGAGGUUUAGAGCUGGCAGUUCAGUCAAUUGUCCCUGAGGAAGAGAAUUCAGGACAUGAUACUCCUUUGAUAUCCCUGGAGCAUGUCCAGGAGAGCUUGAAGAAGACUCACAUGCUUUAUGACAGAAAAGGGGAUCAGCAUUACGAUAUGAUCUCAGCCCUUCAUAAGUCAGUACGAGCCAGUGACGAAAAUGCCUCCCUUUACUGGUUGACGAGGAUGAUGGCUGGAGGAGAGGAUCCUGUAUACAUUGCAAGACGAAUGGUCCGGAUGGCGUGCGAAGACAUCGGUCUUGAGGAUCCCAAGGCCCUUGGUAUUGCAGUUCACACUAUGCAUGCCUGCAAAAUGAUGGGGAUGCCCGAGUGUGAUGUUCUUCUCGCUCAAUGUGCUGUUUACCUGGCUAAAGCCCCUAAGAGCAGACUCAUGGAAGAUGCACUAAGAGCUGCACAGAGACUCGUAGCUGAACAGAAAGGGCCACAACCUGUUGUCCCUUUACAUCUCAGGAAUGCACCUACCAAACUCAUGAAAACACUCGAAUACGGAAAAAAUUAUAACAUGCGGCACAAAGACGUCUCCGGACUAACGUACCUCCCCGAGGGACUCGAGACCGUUGAUUUUUUCGAUGGACAAAAUCCAGUCAAUUAUACAGAUUAAUUGUUUUGAUAUAUUAUUUUAUUAUUUUAUCGAUUAUUGACUGUUCACAAUCUCUGUCGAUCCGUUUGUUGAUUUUUUUUCUGUUUAAGUACUAGAUUUUAAAAAAUCUGAGUGAACUCAG
Molecule: messenger RNA, 1875 nt
Organism: Fopius arisanus
Lineage: Eukaryota; Metazoa; Arthropoda; Insecta; Hymenoptera; Braconidae
Product: ATPase WRNIP1
Exons: 5
Coding region: 93-1754 (553 amino acids)
Biological process (GO): DNA synthesis involved in DNA repair; DNA-templated DNA replication
Cellular component (GO): nucleus
Molecular function (GO): enzyme activator activity; single-stranded DNA helicase activity; ATP hydrolysis activity
Source: RefSeq, a predicted model, not a curated record